UGAGCCCUAAGUGAGAGAUCUCUUUAAUCAGUUUUGGAUCCUGAUUUCACUUGCUUUUUGUUACAUAUUGCUAAUUUGGGAGGGACAGUGUUUGCACUGCAGUUGUGAUGUCUCUGGAGUCACCUCACCCAUUCUGACUGACUUCCAGUAGAACUGUGAGGAAGGGUCAGCAGGCCACAGUUACAGAAGUGGGUGGGAUAGGACGUGUGUGCAAAUGGUGAAAUGUUGGUUUCCUUCAGAAGAUGUGCACGAUGCUCUAACAGGAUGAGGUAGUAGGUUGUGUGGUUUCAGGGUAGUGAUUUUGCCCCAAUCAGGAGAUAACUAUACAACCUACUGCCUUCCCUGAUAAGCAGCAUAACAACACCAGUGUCUUAAUUCGCAGAGAAAUGAGAGCUAAAAUAUACUGAGACGUACUUCUGAGACAGCAAAGUAAGUCUAGAUACAGUUGUUGUUAUCCUGUCACUAAUUGCUCUACAUUUAGAUUUUAAAUGUAGAUUUUUAGUAACUGCCUGCAAAAUAAUUAUCCUUUUAAAAGUCUUUAUCAUGAAAAAUUGAAUUAAAGAAUUUUUAAUUAUUUCAAAGUUUGUCUGCUCUCAAUCUGUUUUGUUUCUGAUUCAUUUGAAUGGAAUGAAGCUAUUAUGGGAAGUGAUUCCAAAAAUGCUGCAAAGUUGCAUUCAGGAUGUUUGUAUUUCCUUGACAUCUGAGUGCAACAGAUUUUACUAGCAAUGCAUUGGUUUUGUUCAACUUCCCCCUCCCUCAGGAAUCUUACAGUGUUUUACAAAUAGUACCAGGUGAGUCACGUGACUUCUUCAGCAGGUAGGCUUUAUGUUGCAAGUAAAAAGCUGUAACAGUGAAAAUCAAGAAUGAGAACUAAAAACCCAAAACCAGACUGGUCCCUUAGUUUCUCAUAAGCAGGCUCAUUUCAUGACUUUUAAUGACCCCCAAAGAGAAUUCUCUGCUAUCUAAGAGGCACAAACCGCACCUGGAAAUCCAUGGACAGAAAAUGUUGGGUCCAUUAAAGAUAUUUUGAGAACACGAACUUACACCAUAAAUCUGUGGAAGAAGGGGAACAUAACGGCAAGGUGAUGGGUCUGGUUGCACACAUAGAACUUGUUCUCCCACAUGCAAAAUAUACCCAAAAAUAGGAGAAAAGGCAGUUUAAUCCUUCCUUUACACAGCAAGACAGGUCCUUUUAACAUCUCGCUUUUGAUGACAAAAACAUCUCACUUGUGGAACUGUUAAAACACAGUUUGCAGCACUGGGGGAUCUGGGAGGUUUCAGUGGAAUACUGGACUUUACAGACCUUCCUGGGCAGAUUAUUCCCUUGUGGAAGCAUACAUGCUCUUCUCUCUGGCUUCAGCCUGGGUUUGGUACUGUCUCUCUCACAUCUGGUAAAAAACUACCCUGCGAGCUUGACAAAUGGUGUUGCAGCAGUGACUAUGUGAAAAUCAGAUGGGCGAUCCCAUAGGUCCUAUUUUUAUUUAGGUUUGGUUUGCUGGCUUGUUCUGGUGACCUCUGCUGAGGUUCGGCGUAGGAUACCCAUGGUUACCACAUGGUAACUUAUUUCCCCUGAAGUUUCAACAUGUUCACAACUUUGGUUGUAUUUUCUUUUUCUCUCCCUUUUUCUCCUGUUUACCAUGGGUAAAAUGAAAUGAUUGAUGGCCCAGGAUUCAAUGAUUCACCUUUUAUUUCCCCGUCGUACCAAAUCUUAGAGUCUGAGUUUGGAAGUUCAAAUGGACAAAUAAGUUUCCAUUUUGUUCCCCUUUGCAAUUCAGCUUUUCCAAAGCUUAAUAGGUUUUAACUGUAGCACAAAGAAACCUUAUAAAUACAUUACAUUUCAGACAUUCAUCACGUUCUGCUGUCUGGCAGAAAAAAGUGAUCAUUCACAUUUUUUUAUAAAAACUUGAGUAAAACAAGUAUUAGAAAAGUCCACCUCAGAAAGCCUCCACUUUAGGGUUAGGCUUUUUCACACUAGAGCAAGGAAAAAGAUUUUAUUGUUUUGAAUGUGAUAGUAUAUCCCUAGCUCAAGCUCUUCCCAGGUUUCCAGUGGCGGAGCUGCGUCCGCGUGAGCUGGGUGAGUAGGUGAGCUCACAGCUCAGAUGGCUCUGGGAGGGCUGGUCCUGCCCGAGCUCCUUGGCAGGACUGGGAGACAGCUCCGGGGCAGCUGGGAGACAGGCUGUGGUUUGGCCACGUGUGGGCCAAGCAGGUGUGACUUGGUUUUUACAGAUGAUGCCGGGGAGGCAAACACCUCGACGUGAGCGACGCCUGGGCUGUGCUCCAAGCCGUGAUACAUGAACCGUGUGGCUCAUCCCACAGGUUAUUCCCCCAAAGGUGCCAGCUCCUGAAAACCUGGGCUUUGCCCAAGGAGGUCACCACUGUGGGGCUUCUCCUGAGAUAUCUGGUCUCCUUCAAAGUGGCAUCCACAGGAGGGAAAUAAGCAGAAGUUACUCUAACUCCAGCUCAUAAAAUAAUGACCCCUUGAGACUGCCACUGCUCCAGUCCUCCUGCAGCUCUGCCACUGUCCCGUUCCAAAGACUGUUGGUGGCCUGAAGGCCUCACAAAGCUGUGACCAAAGGGGUCGUCCCUUCAACACAGAGUAAUUCUGCCUGGAGACUAUUUAGUGAAGAGCCUUGCUGGUUUUGGGCCCACUGGAAACUAUUUAUCACUGUUUACAGAAGAGAAAAGCCCGGCCACCAGAUUAGCAACCAAAUCUAAGACUGAUUUCAAGGUACAUUCUCCGAUAGAACAAUACACAUCUUUCCAAUUCAGGGAUGGGAGCGGAUACCUGAGUAAAACAUCACUGUCGAAAGGCAGCCUGACUUUCACCAACUGUGGGGACACAAAGAAUAUGCAUACCUUCCAGAAGCAAACACUGUAGCUAGGCCUCAAAGGUUCAUUAUCAAAUGAUUUCCAUGAGGUCGUGAGGUUUCCAGCAGUGAACGGAGCAUCUCAGCCUUGGUUUUGCUAAGGAGAGAUGGGCCUAGGUGCACAAGGAUCUGUCAUGUGCAAUUGUGUUUACUUGUGCCUGUUUGCUAACCUCCAGCUUCGUGGAACAGGUCCCCUGAUCUGGUUCACAGUAUGGCCCUGCCAGGAGCUGGAAUUGGGAAGAUUGAGGAGUGAUGCAAUGUGGCAUGAGGACAAAAAAGGUGGAACUGGGUGUUGGGAUGUUUCUGAGGCCACAGGAUCAGAAAACUGUGGCCUUUCUGCUGCCAGCCUGAGGCGAGCCUCAAUUUCUAGGCACUAAUGAUCUUGUUAAUCUGUUUUAUAGCACAGUCAAUCUGCAUAUGUUUUCAAGUCUCAUCUGACCUCCCUCUUCUGUGUUAUUGAACAUCUUGUUUAGAAAUUCUUUUAUCAAACACUUAAAACAAUUUUAGAAAUACUUGUUUUAAAAAAAUCUAGGACUUAAUUAUGGGCAGCUCCUAUUCCCACAGCAAAGCUGGUAAGUGUAAAGAACAGUGAGAAAUACUUGAAUCAGAACAUGGACAGUCGAAGUUUAAAGGAAAAACUGGUACCGACAAAGCAUUUAUACGUGUGUUGCUUUUGUUUUAAAAUUUGACUUGUAGAUGUGCAAUGAUUAAGCAAAGAGCUCAGAAAUGGACUCUGUGGUUGUUCUUCAUCCCAGGCCGUUGUGGCCAACGCUCAGUGUACUGGUUGUGAACGCUGGAAAAGGCUGGGUGUGUAUCACUGCAAGUGUUAGUCAUGGCCUGGAAACAGGGUAGGAAAAUAAUUGAAGCUGAAGUUACUCAGCUAAUUGCUUUGACUAAGUCUCACAUUUACACACCCUAAGCACCUAAACUCAACAUUUUUACUUGACAAUACUUGCCCUUCCUCUGGGGGGAAGUAGUACAAGCGGUAAGUAGUGCAAGUGAGUACAAGGCAAAGAAACUGCUCGUAUGAAGGAUCCUGGAGGACUGCCAAACUGACUGGGUGAGCUCUGGGAAUGCACUGAGUGGACACAUGGCACUAGUGCCACGUGCUACCACUCUGGACACAGCAGCAACCUGUCCUUUCCUUUAACUGCCUUGCUCCAAACCAAAGCACAGCAGCUUAGCUCUGAACUUGCCCUCAGGAGCCACUGGACUUUGCACCAAAACGAGCACACAAGCACUUGAUUCGCACUGCCUCUCUUUGGGUGCUCUGGCAGCAGCACAGCCUGUAACAUCACUGCAUCUCCCUCCUAAGCAGAUGUGCUUGGAGCACGAAGAACUUGGCCUGUGGUGUGCAGAGUACAUUGGCAAACAGAAGUUGCAUCGUCAGUUUUAAUUUCUGCACUUGGACUGAAUUAUUUACAAAGAGAUGAGAUCGCAGCAAGCUGACAUUUUCACAGCAAUUCCUUCUUGAAAUCUGCAUAAACAGAGACUUCUGAAGCUUCCAUUAAGGCUACAACUAAAGCCAGACAAGAGUAGAUAAGCACUGCUGGGAGCAUGCUGGGAGUAUUUACCAGUGACAGCUCAAGCUGAUCGAGCCAUUUGAGGGAACACACACACUGCAGGGAAAUAGAGGAAGACACUUUUAAGAGAAAACCAAGAAGUUACUAAUAAUUGCAUUAAGAAACACGAUCCACCAAACAUUCUACCUUCCCUCUGUGUUCUGCUGGGUCAUGCUCACGUACAAGCUCUGCAGGGGAAGGGCAGGUUUUCUGCAGGAUUCUUAGAGGAGAGUAGAGAGCACACAGGUGUUACAGGAAAGAAGGGUUGGGAAUUGGAAACAGACAUCAAAGGGGGGCACAGAGUUGACGUAAAUAGUAAAGAGACUUGAGAGGGGGCAGUGAAAGAUGGCUUUGGCUGGAGAGGGGGUAGAAUGAAGGCCAAAAGAGAUGUUGCAAUAGUCAGCUUGUAAGAUACAAAUCAUAAUAGUUAUGGUGGGGACAAACAGGGACAGAUUUUAAGGAUGUUGCCCAAGAGAAUCUCAGUGGGACAGAUAAAACACCAAAUGGGAAACUGAGACUGGGGAAAAGGGGCAAUGAAGACUUCACAGAGCCAACAAAACAAAAGUAGGAGCCAGUGAGAAGCCUGGAUAAGGAAAGAAACUCUUUCUUUGAAAUAGGAAACAUUCAAACAGUAUUCAGUUCAAAGGACUGGAAAUACAGGGAUCAAUAAAUUAAAAUGCAUUAAGCAAUUAAAUUAAGAGUGCAUCUAUUUCCAAGGAUAAUAGGAAAAAACUUCAAAAUAGGAGGAAACUGUUAUCCCUUCAGUCACACUCUGGCAUGUACCAUGUGCAUUGAAGGAAGGAGCAAUCAACCCCAGUAACAGAAUAACAAAACUUCUAUCCAGUUCAAGAUACCAAGCAGUGACUUGUUUUCUAAAAAUGUGUAAUUUUAUUAUAUUAAGUCUAGCUGAUUUUUAGCAGUUCUCAGAGAUAAAAACCAAACCCCACAAAUAAAUCUGCUAAAUCCUGCAGAAUAUGGUAAUGUAGUGUCCAGCACAAAAAGAAACAUAUAGAAAAGGAAUCUUACACUGAAGGAAGAAAUAACUCAGAUGAGAAGGUUAGGCAAAUUGGGGGAAGAAAAGCCACAGUUGAGUUUUAAGAGUAAUUGCUUUUGCCCCAUAAACUGUUUUCAAGUCACUCAUUUCCCCUCUGGUUCCUCCAGAAGAGCAAUGAGAGGAAUGCCAAACAUUCUGGCUUAGGAAGCGUUAAUAAGUCCAAAGCACUGUGAUCUUACAUGCAACUGUCUGAAGGCUUUUGGACACAGGAAGAGACGUAUGGACACCUGGAACGUUUGAUCUUGACACUCUGACAAAUAAUGAAUUAUUUUAAUAAGGAAGAAGUACUGAACAAAGUAACUUUCGAAUACAGAUAGAAGUUAUCUGAGUGACUGAGUCUAUACCUUACGUUGAUGGCAUGGUAAACAUCUCUAACGAAAAUUUAUAAGUAACAACUUCAAUUGCUUCUUUUGUUGGGAAAUACAAUCUCAGGUUUAAAAACAAAACAAAACAGAAAGAAUGUCUAAAUAGUUUUGCGGAACACUAGACUUGUGUAAACCUGUAACUUGAAUCCUGGUUCCAUCCAAAACCUGUCAUAUUCAAAUGAGGCAGAUGAGCCUCCUGUGAUUUAUCUAAAUGUUUUCAUUUAUCACCUUUAGUCUUAGAGCUUUGUUCUAAUCCAGGAGAGAGACGUGCAUCUGAAAAAAAGCCAACCUGCAAAUCCAGCCUGCCCUAAAACCAACAGCCAAGCAAAGCAGCACAGACAUUUCUGUAUCCAAACUGCUCUACUGGGGCAGAGCUUCCUAAGGAAAGCUCAGGGUGGAUACAUCUCACAGAUCUCCUCUGCUCCAACAGUUUUCUUGGCUGUUGGUUUUUUUUAAGGGGGUUGGUCUGGUUAGAGAGAAUUGCUCUUUAAACAAUAAUUUGCAUACUGUGUAUAUUAAAUGAAUCAGAAGUAACCAUCUCCUGUUCAUUAUCACAUGGGACUUUUGGCUUUGACAUAUUUUGACGAGGCACAAAUGGGCAGGAUUCAGUGUGCACAAAAUUAUACAUAAAAGGCAUAAAUUAUGCUUGGAUAGUUUUCUAGACUUCUGCUAGUGACCUCUGUUCAUAAAACUUCUUGCCUCGUGAUGGUCCAGCCUCUUCUACUCAUUUAAGAAGAGUAAUUCAGUGGUAUUAAAUUAAUUUUCACUUAGCACAUGUUAGCUCUGUAAAACUUCAGUAAUCACUCAAGGACAAACAGAACUGUAUAUCUGCUGUUUCAGCUGAUAAAGGGCUGGCUACGAUACUGGGUGCCUGCAGUGCCUGUUCAAACAAAUACCCGAAUGGGGAGGCUCUGUGGCUGUAUCCACCUUCUUGGGAAAAUCUUUCGUCAUGACCCAGCAUAAGCAAGGCCCCAUUGUCUGCUAAACCCUUUGUCAUCAAAGCAGCAAGAGAAACCACAGCAACCAUCUGAGUGCAGGGUCAGCCCACUUCCCGUGUGUUACCUGUAGCUGGAGGAGGUGAUGAAGGUGCUGGCAGUUUUUCCUGGUGUAGUCUCUCUCCCAGGCUUCUGAAUGAGUCUGUGCUGACUGGAUCUGCUCAUCUGCUCCCACAGAAUUGUUUUGAGAGGCUCCAUGUCUGGCCUUUAAAUAAAGGAAAAGGAAUUUUUGUUCUGCAAAGGAAAACAUUUUGUGACAGAAAUGCUGCAUGUGGCUGUGCAGACCUCUGGCAAAGCUGGCUGGCUACUGGAAAGAUGGAAAAUCAACUACUGCACUAAUCUGGCUGCUUGUUUCACAACUGUCGAGUUGUUAGGCAAUAGCAAUAAGGUUAUUGCAUAUUAAGAGAAUAUAACACUAAUUAUAUCUUAUUCCAGCUAAAAGCCUAGUAAGUAAUCUAAUUUGUGAUUUCUAAAAGCUUGCACAUUUAAAUAGCUAAUGGAUGUUUAUGAUAUUUAGUAUGUUAUUAAGAUUCGAAAUGUGAUACAAAUUUACACAAUCCAGUCAGUAAUCUACACUUUAAAAGCUCUUUCAGUAAAAAAGGAAUCAGUACAGUCUCCUGUAUAAAUAUUUUAAGUGCAGAAUAGAUUCUACUCCUUCACUACAGAUGCUUUCUGCAACAUCAGCAGUUUUUAUGGACGAAAAAUAUCCAAAUUCUUCAGAAGAAACACUUCCAAUACAGGGAUUAAGAGAGCUCUCUUCCAUGUCUGGGGUAACACAGCCCUCCCUGCUGACCGUGCUGUAGACGGAGGUUGCUACACAUUUGGUGUGGGACGAGAAGCCCACAGCUCAUAAACAGGAAACAGCCCACAACUCAUUUUAAAUUCCAAUAAAUAUUUUGUGUUUUUACUGCCUUGGAUGUGCUUGUUCGUGAGUCAGGACGAGAUGAGCUCAGCAGCUAGCAUAAAGCUCAGCCAGCCUGGCAGGCCUCUCACUGGCAACAGUGGUGAAUCCAUAAAAUGUGUAUAUUCCUGAGGCAAAAGCCUGCAUCCAUGCCAAGAUAUUACUUUGGGGAAUUGUACUGCAGUGCUUGUGCCAUGUCACCUCCGGGACCAGCAAUACGAGCACGCUUGCAAAUAGACCUCCUAAACCCAAUCGGAAAGUUCAAUAUGGAAACUCAUACAAAUGUCCUCAGUUUCCACAGCUUCCUUGCCCACACAUGAGGGGAAACAGGUUGGAAGGAAGGAAGGAACCAAACUGAAUGAAAAACUUGUCUUCUCAGAUAAUAUCUUUAAUGGAAAUAGUCCCUGAUGCUUGUUAUCAGCUGAUCUCUGCUACACACAGACUGGGAGGAAAUACAUAGGUGUUAAAAUUGGGAAUUUACCAACUAAAUCAAAUUAUUCUUGUGGCAUUGGGUGUUGUCCCAGCUUGGAGCAGACCUUGGAGGAGCACUAGUGAUUGAGAAGUUGGGCUGUGACCAGAACCAGCUUGAAAUAGUCUUAAAAAGGUAAAAUAAAUGUGAGGGCUUUCAUUAGCUUUGUUUUCUGGGGUGUUUCUGUUGCCUUUUGCUGUUUGGUAUGAGCCAUGCUUUUGGGGGUUUUGAGCCUCUGCUGUUACUGUUGUUCCUCCACCGAGUGCUCUGGUGUCCAGGGCCAUGUGCUUAAAUUUAUGAGACAUUUGUGGAAUUUAGUGUGGUGCUCACUGCAGUAGGGGCGCUGAGCCCUCAGGACAGUGCUCUCCUUUCCCUUCUGGGCCUCAAUCAACUUCCCAUUGGAAACAUCUGAAGCGACUCAUCAUGUUUCACCUUCCCGGCACUGUGCCAUUGACUACUCAGGUCAGUGAUAAAGUGGGUUUUCUUGUAAGUUUGUUUUUUGGGUUUUUUUUCCCUGAACAAAGUGCAAAUGUGAAGGCGAACAAGGGCUUCCAUGAUUUUGGAAAGCCAGCAGUGUUUUUGUGCAGCGAUGGGUCCCCCCUCGCCUGCCCUCAGGCAGGCGGGCACACACUUGAUCAAAAGUCUUGGUGCCUCAGGGUCGCCUACCUUCGCCCCGAUCUCAGUGAAGCUGCAGCGGCGCAAAGGGACCCAAGGCCGGUGGGAUGUGAGCCCUCGGCGGAGCGGCGGAGGCAGCGGGCGGAGGUAGCCGGCCCGGGGAGAUGCUGUAGCGGCUCCCGCUGCGCGCUCGGCUCGGCGCCGGCCGCCGGCUGCGGGGACCGGGCCCAGGGCUGCGGGACGGGCAGAGCCGGCCCAGCGCGGGCGGGCGGAGAAAGGAUGUCAGCAGCUUUUUAUUGAUGAAGAACCACUUGUUAUCACCAAUGUGCACAUGAAAUGGAAAGGGAACAGGUUCUGGAAAACAACUUCUGUUACAGCCUUGCAAGAUACUACCUGAAGUGUGUGAAGAAGUUUAAGUGACUGCUCUGCUUGAUCAAAAUGGUGGACACUGAAAACCAGCUCUAUCCCCUUACUCCCUUGGAGGAGGAGGAUAUAGACAGCCCUUUAUCUGGAGAGUUCCUACAAGAUAUGGAGAACAUUCAAGACCUCUCCCAGUCUCUAGGUGAUGAUAGUUCUGGUGCUUUAAGCUUAACAGAGUUCCAGUCACUGGGAAAUGGUCCAGGAUCUGAUGGUUCAGUCAUAACAGACACCCUUUCACCAGCAUCCAGUCCUUCAUCCAUUAAUUUUGCCACAGCUCCAGGUAGCAUAGAUGAAUCAUCCAGUGGAGCAUUAAACAUUGAAUGUAGAAUUUGUGGGGAUAAAGCCUCAGGCUACCAUUAUGGAGUACAUGCUUGUGAAGGCUGUAAGGGCUUUUUUAGAAGAACAAUUCGUUUAAAACUCGUCUAUGAUAAAUGUGAUCGCAACUGCAAAAUUCAGAAAAAAAAUCGUAAUAAGUGCCAGUACUGUCGUUUUCAAAAGUGCCUUUCAGUUGGAAUGUCACAUAAUGCAAUACGUUUUGGAAGAAUGCCAAGGUCUGAGAAGGCCAAGCUGAAAGCAGAAAUUCUAACAGGUGAAAAUUACGUAGAAGAUUCAGAAAUGGCAGAUCUUAAAUCACUUGCCAAAAGAAUUCAUGAUGCUUACCUGAAAAACUUCAAUAUGAACAAGGUUAAAGCCAGAAUCAUCCUUGCAGGGAAAACCAAUAACAAUCCGCCAUUUGUUAUCCAUGAUAUGGACACCUUAUGUAUGGCAGAGAAGACCCUGGUGGCAAAAUUGGUAGCCAAUGGGAUUCAGAACAAGGAAGCAGAAGUUCGAAUCUUCCACUGCUGCCAGUGCACGUCUGUAGAGACCGUCACCGAACUCACUGAGUUUGCCAAAUCCAUCCCUGGCUUCUCCAGCCUGGACUUGAACGAUCAAGUGACGCUAUUAAAAUACGGGGUUUAUGAAGCCAUAUUUGCCAUGUUGGCCUCUGUGAUGAACAAGGACGGGAUGCUGGUGGCCUAUGGGAAUGGUUUUAUAACCCGGGAGUUCCUGAAAAGCCUGAGAAAGCCAUUCUGUGAUAUAAUGGAGCCAAAAUUUGAUUUUGCAAUGAAAUUCAAUGCACUGGAUUUGGAUGACAGCGAUAUAUCCCUUUUUGUUGCUGCCAUCAUUUGCUGUGGAGAUCGUCCCGGUCUCGUAAAUGUAGGACACAUUGAAAAAAUGCAGGAGAGCAUUGUGCACGUACUGAAACUUCACUUGCAGACCAACCAUCCUGAUGACACCUUCCUCUUCCCAAAACUUCUCCAGAAAAUGGCUGACCUCCGACAGCUUGUCACAGAGCACGCUCAGCUCGUUCAGAUAAUCAAGAAGACUGAAUCUGAUGCACAUUUACACCCUUUACUACAGGAAAUCUACAGGGAUAUGUAUUAAGGAUUUUUAGAAUUUUUUUCACAAUAUUUAAAGACACAGAAAUACAGAUGGGAGCAAAACUACUUGCACAGUCACGUGCUGUUCACUCAGCCCAGAGCAGGAAAAAUCUAAGACUGGGGAACUGGAGUGUUACACUUCUUUUGGUUUGGGAUCUUUUGCCUUCUUUUGAAAGAGUUCUGCAAAAAAGUGCUGGUCAGAGUGCUCAAUGAAGUGUCUUACAAUGGUACUUUUAUUUGGAAAUUUGAAGAUUGGUAAGGAAUACAUAUUUGUGUAAUAAAUCAGAAUAUUAAGUAACAGAAAUGAACAAAAUUUUAUUUCCUCUUGGCUUAGUCAUUUUAGAAUUAAUAUAACAAAUUCAGCCAUCUCCCUCCAGGUGUAUGCACAAUCAGAAAGACGAUGCACUUUUGCCUUAAUGGUAAUUACUGAAACCAGCUAACAGUUUUUCCUAGUCUAGGUGUACCAAAUGGCUGGAUAUUACUGUCCAUACACUUCUUAAAGAUUGGAAAGACCUUUGAUCCACUGCUGCUUUAAUUCUAUUAGAUGAUGCACAGCUUCACAUAGUGUUACCUUGGCAUACCUUAGGAUUAGCAUGUUUAAAAGAUGGUUCUUUUAUGAAAUGAAACAAAAUCCAAAUAGUUAUCUAAAAUACUGCAGAGCUGCUCCAACGGGUGUUUCUUUGAAGAGUAAACGUGAUAAAGUGAUGGAACUCUUUUUUUCAGAAGUGUUUUAAGGAAAUGUGGAAAUGUCCCUGAGGUAAAAUGUAUCAUAUACCCUGUAUAUUUUGGAGAACUUGUUACAGCUCAAGAUGCAGUUUUGAAUUAGAAACACUCUUUUGAAUUAGCAAGAGUUUUGGAGAGAUUGAAAAAUCUGAUCCUAGCCCAGAAAAAAAGAGAAUUUCACCUCCACAGCAUUCUGCUGCAGUGAUUCCUGCUGACUGUGAAGGAAUGAUUAGAUAGAAAAAGCACCUUCUCAUACAUACAUACAAGUGUAUUAUAGUUGUUUGGACCUGUUUGCUUUUCUGAUGAAUACACUGCUUCAUUUUUUCCAAUUAUCCAUCUGGAUAUAUUACUUUCUAUUCCUUCUUAGGCCUUGUUGAUAGAAGCAUUCGCUCCGUAGUUUUGUCCUCGGGGAUAAGGUGACAAUAUUACCAAGAACAGUGUCUGUAGGUGUCGGACUGUGUGAUAAUAGGAAAGACAGCACAGCUGAGAGUAAGUCUAUCGUGUUCCUAAGAUAAACGCUGAUUUUUACAAUUGCACCUUACUCCUGAUACAAAAUAAGCCAUAAGGAAAUGUCCUCAUUUCUUUAAGGGUUCUUUCCUCAGACAGUACUGCCCAGAAGUGACAGCUGCAUGCAAGGCACUGCUAUUUCUGUUCCUUUUUGUUUCUUUGAUAUGGUAACUGCACAUUAUUAUUUCCUAAUUUUACUUUCUGUUUCAUAGCACCAAGGUCUCAGGAGUCAACCUGAGCAUUUUCACUACAGCUGAGCUUUCAGUGGCACAGGAGGACACUUUGUUUUUGUUUAACUGUACACAUUUGGAGACACCAGAGUCUUCACUGCAAGAACUGAGUGAGACUGACGAAGUGAGAACAUCACAGUGUGAUCCCUAUCUCAGUGGCAAUGCUUGUUUCUGUCCAGGCCUAUGGACACUGGAUAAAUUACAGGUUUAAAGGCAACUUGGGGUUUAUCUGGGAGAGGGUCAUGAGCAGAGGCUUUAGUGUCAGGUAUAUUUAGUGUAAAAUACUGAAGCAUAGGCCUCAAAUUUUGUGACCAUCUAGGGCAGGAUAGGAAGAGUAAAUGCAUGUGCACAAAACUUCCUCCCCUUGGCUGUUGCCAACCAGCAGCAGGAAGAACAGGCCCCAGACACUCCAUCGAGAGGCCAUUGGCCUUGCCAGGAACCCGUGGAUGGGAAAAGGGCUGCCUUUUGUGUCUCAGAGCAGCAGGCAGAGUGCCCUCAGACACACAGACAGGAUUUCAGCUAAGCUGCUGCCUCAUCCUCCCAGUCAGCCCCGUUGCACUGAGGAGCUAUGGGCUCUAGGCCUACAACAUCCUGCGUGGAAAGAAUUGAUACACAAUAUUGCUACUGCAAAAAAUUGUCAAAUAUCAGCCCUUCUGGGCUGGCAUACUGAAACUCUAGCAGCCA
This is a messenger RNA of Pipra filicauda (Wire-tailed manakin), 12813 nucleotides long. It is a transcript of the gene PPARA, whose product is annotated as peroxisome proliferator activated receptor alpha. Gene Ontology annotation, molecular function: zinc ion binding; nuclear receptor activity; RNA polymerase II cis-regulatory region sequence-specific DNA binding. Gene Ontology annotation, cellular component: nucleus. The transcript is spliced from 14 exons. Gene Ontology annotation, biological process: positive regulation of transcription by RNA polymerase II; negative regulation of inflammatory response; hormone-mediated signaling pathway. The coding region runs from base 9267 to 10673 and encodes 468 amino acids. NCBI's taxonomy places the organism in Eukaryota, Metazoa, Chordata, Aves, Passeriformes, Pipridae. The record is from RefSeq and is a predicted model, not a curated record.